Coregonus sp. 'balchen' is the source of this 9088-nucleotide messenger RNA. NCBI's taxonomy places the organism in Eukaryota, Metazoa, Chordata, Actinopteri, Salmoniformes, Salmonidae. The record is from the annotation of a GenBank genome assembly.
UUCAUCUCCGUUGGACACAGCUAUCCAUAUGCAGACAUCUGAGGUGGAGGUGGGAAAAGGGAGGAGGAAAGGAUGGGGAGAAAGAGGGGAAGAAAAGAGGUGGGAGGUGGGGGGGUUCGUUAAUAUGGGGUUUGUUCAUAGCUGGGAGAGCAUGAUGACCACACCGGCGGCCAUCCUCAUCUAACCACCGUGUGAACGAGCGGUGAUAGCGGGGGCCUUCGCCCUCAUUCAGUGGGCUCGCCGAAGCGUGAGCACACAUCCCCGCAGGAGAUGAAACCGCAGUGAUUUAAAAGCGACCCAGUCUCCCUCUUCCAAAAUCCUCUAUUCUCUCUUUCACUCUCUCUCGCUCUCUGAGAGGAGAGAGAGUGAGGACGGGAUGAGGGAUGGAAGGAAGGGGGGGGUCAAAGGCUACAGGCUUGACUGCUAAAGCGUCAUUGACAACAGCCACCUAUCAACAAGGGCCUUGAUUGAUUGAGGCCCACAGUCACUCCUUCCCAAAGAAGGGAGAAAGAUAAAAGAAAACAGAGGAGAGAGAGUGGGGCCUAAAGGAGGGGGAAAAUGACCAAUGAGAGCACCUCCGACCCUCUCUCAGCCUCCAGCCCUCUCUCAGCCUCCAGCCCACCCUCAGCCUCCAGCCCUCUCUCAGCCUCCAUCCCACCCUCAGUCUCCAGCCCUCUCUCAGCCUCUAGCCCUGUCUCAGCCUCCAUCCCACCCUCAACCUCCAGCCCUCUCUCAGCCUCCAGCCAUCUCUCAGAUUCCAACCCGCUCUCAGCCUCUAGCACUCUCUCAGCCUCCAGCACUCUCUCAGCCUCCAGCCCUCUCCUGCCUCCAACCCUCUCUCAGCCUCCAACCCUCUCUCAGACUCCAUCCCUCUUAAAGCCUCCAGCCCUCUCUCAGCCUCCAGAACUCUCUCAUCCUCCAACCUUCUCCCAGUCUCCAGCCCUCUCUCAGCCUCCAACCCUCUCUCAGCCUCCAACCCUCUCUCAGUCUCCAACCCUCUCUCAGUCUCCAACCCUCUCUCAGUCUCCAGCCCUCUCUCAGUCUACAACACUCGCUCAGCCUCCAUCCCUCGCUUAGCCUCCAAACCUCUCUCUGCCUCCAACUUUGUCUUAGCCUCCAGCCCUAUCUCAGCCUCCAGCCAUCUCUCAGACUCCAACCUUCUCUCAGCCUCCAGCCGUCUCUCAGACUCCAACCCGUUCUCUGCCUCCAGCCCUCUCUCAGCCUCCAUCCCUCUCUCGCCUCCAACAAUCCCUCAACCUCCAACCCUCUCUCAGUCUCCAACGCUCUCUCAGCCUCCAGCCCUCGCUCAGCCUCCAAAAUUCUCUCAGCCUCCAGCCCUCUCUCAGCCUCAGGCACUCUCUCAGCCGCCAACUCUCUCUCAGCAUCCAGCCCCCUCUCAGCCUCCAGCACUCUCUCAUUCUCCAACCAUCUCUCAGCCUCCAGCCCUCUCUCAGACUCCAGCCCUCUCUCAGACUCCAGCCCUCGCUCAACCUCAGCCCACUCUCAGCCUCCAGCGCUCUCUCAGCCGCCAACUCUCUCUCAGCAUCCAGCCCCCUCUUAGCCUCCAGCACUCUCUCAGACUCCAGCCCUCGCUCAGCCUCCAGCCCUCGCUCAGACUCCAGCCCUCUCUCAGCCGCCAACCCUCUCUCAGCAUCCAGCCCUGUCUCAGCCUCCAGCGCUCAAUCAGCCUCCAACUUGCUCUCAGCCUCCAGCCCUCCCUCAGCCUCCAAUCCGCGCUCAGGCUCCAACCGUCUCUCAGCCUCCAGCCCUCUCUCAGACUCAAGCCUUCUCUAACCUCCAACCAUCCCUCAACCUCCAACCCUCUCUCAGUCUCCAUCCCACUCUCAGCAUCCAACCCUCUCUCAGCCUCCAGCACUCUCUCAGACUUCAGCCCUCUCUUAACCUCCAGCCCCCUCUCAGCAUCCAGUGCUCUCUCAGCCUCCAACUUUGUCUUAGCCUCCAGCCCUAUCUCAGCCUCCAGCCAUCUCUCAGACUCCAGCCCUCUCUCAGCCUCCAACCCUCUCUCAGCCUCCAACCCUCUCUCAGCCUCCAACACUCUCUCAGCCUCCAGCACUCUCUCAGCCCCCAACCCUAUCUCAGCCUCCAACACCUCUCUGUCUCCAGCCCUCUCUCAGCCUUGAGAACUCUCUCAUCCUCCAACCUUCUCCCAGCCUCCAGCCCUUUCUGAGCCUCUAACCCUCUCUCAGGCCCCAGCCCUCUCUCAGCCUCCAGCCCUCUCGCAGCCUACAGCACCCUCUUAGCCUCCAGCACUCUCUCAGACUCCAGCCCUCGCUCAGCCUCCAGCCCUCGCUCAGACUCCAGCCCUCUCUCAGCCGCCAACCCUCUCUCAGCAUCCAGCCCUGUCUCAGCCUCCAGCGCUCAAUCAGCCUCCAACUUGGCUCCUCAGCCUCCAGCCCUCCCUCAGCCUCCAAUCCGCGCUCAGGCUCCAACACCGUCUCUCAGCCUCCAGCCCUCUCUCAGACUCAAGCUCUCUCCUCCAACCCUCUCUCUCAACCAUCCCUCCCUCAGACUCCACCCUCUCAACUCACCCUCUCUCAGUCCUCCAUCCCUACUCUCAGCCUCCAACCCUCUCUCAGCCUCCAGCACUCUCUCAGACUCCAGCCCUCUCUCUCCAACCAUCCCUCAACCAACCCUCUCCAGCCUCCAACGCCUCUCUCAGCUCCACUCGCUCUUAAAGCCUCCAGCCCUCUCUCAAACCUCCAGAACCUCUCUCAUCACUCCACCUCUCCAGCCUCCACCUUCCUCUCAUCUCCAACCCUCUCUCAGUCUCCAACCCUCUCUCAGUCUCCAACCCUCUCUCACGCCCAUCCCUAUCUCAGCUCCACCCUCCCUCGCCUCCAACCCUCUCAGCCUCAACAUCUCUCAGCCUCCAACCCUCUCUCACUCCACCUCUCUCUCCAACAGCCUUCAAUUUCCAACCCUCUCACCUCUCCAGCCUCUCUCAGCUCCAGCCAACGCCCAAAUUCUCAGCUUCCAACCCUCUCUCAGCCUCCACCUUCUUCAGCCUCCAACACCCUCAGCCUCCAACCCUCUCUCCACCUUCCUCAGCAUCUCUCUCGAGCCUCAUUAUCACUCCUCAGCCUCCACCUUCUGUCCUCCAAUCAGCCUCCAACCCUCUUCCAGACUCACUCUCUCUAUCAGCAUCCAACCCUGCUCAGCCUCCAACCCUAUCCAGCCUCCUACCCUCUCUCCCUUCAGUCUCCAGCAGGCUCUCAGCCUCCAGCCCUCUCUCAGUCUCCAGCCCACCUCUCAGCUCCAACCUUCUCUCAUCCUACCAACCCCCCUCAGCCUCCAACCCUCUCUCACCUCCUUCACUCUCUCAGCCUCCAGUCUCAGCCUACCUCUCUCAGUCUCCAGCCAUAUCUCAGCUUCCAACCUCUCUCAUCUCACCCUCUCAGCCUCCAGCCUCUCACUCCUUCACCUCUCAGCCACUCAGUAUCUCGCUCCAACCACUCUCCAGCUUCCUCCCUCUUAGCCUCCAGCACUCUCACAGCCUCCAACCCUCUCACAGCUUUCAUAUCUCUCUCGGCCUCCAACACUCACUCAGCCUCCAACCGUCUCUCAGCCUCCAAACCUCUCUCAUUCUACAGCACCUUAUCAGCCUCCUACCCUCUCUCAGCCUCCUGCCCUUUCUUAGCCUCCAGCAGGCUCUCAGCCUCCAGCCCUCUCUCAGUCUCCAGCCCUCUCUCAGCUUCCAACCUUCUCUCAACCUAAAAACCCUCCCUCAGCCUCCAACCCUAUCUUAACCUCUUGCACUCUCUCAGCCUCCAUUAGUAUCUCAGCCUCCAGCCCUCUCUCAGUCUCCAGCCAUAUUUCAGCUUCCAACACUCGCUCAGCAUCCAGCCCUAUCUUAGCCUCCAGCACUCUCACAGCCUCCAACCCUCUCCCAGCUUUCAGAUCUCUCUCGGCCUCCAACACUCUCUCAGCCUCCAACCCUCUCUCAUCCUCCAACCCUCUCUCAGCCUCCAGCUCUCUAGCCUCCAGCACUCCCACACCAUCCAACCCUCUCCCAGCUUUCAGAUCUCUCUCAGCCUCCAACUGUCUCUCAGCCUCCAACCCUCUCUUAGCCUCCAACCCUCUCUCAGCCUAAUGCCCUCUCUCAGCCUCCAGUAGUCUCUCAGCCCCAAGCCCUCUAUCAUACUCCAUCCAUCUCUCAGUUUCCAACCUUCUCUCAACCUCCAACCCUCCCUCAGACAUAUCUCAGCUUCCAACCCUUCCUCAGCCUCCAGCCCUCUCUUAGCCUCCAGCACUCUCACAGCCUCCAACCCUCUCACAACUUUCAGAUCUCUCUCGGCCUCCAACACUCUCAGCCUCCAAACCUCUCUCAGGUUCCAACCCUCUCUCAGCCUACAGCACUUUAUCAGCCUCCAACCCUCUCUCAGCACUCUUUCAGUCUCCAGCCCUCUCUGACUCCAGCCCUCUCUCAGCCUCCAAUACUCUCUCAGACUCCAUCCCUCUUAAAGCCUCCAGCCCUCUCUCAGCCUCCAGCACUCUCUCAGCCUCCAGAAUUCUCUCAGCCUCCAACCCUCUCUCUGUCUCCAAACCUCUCUCAGCCUCCAUUCUUCAAUCAGCCUCCAGCCCUCUCUCAGCCUCCAGCCCUCUCUCAGCCUCCAACCCUCUCUCAGCCUCCAACCCUAUCUUAGCCUCCAACCGUCUCUCAGCCUCCAGCCCUCUCUCAGACUCCAGCCCUCUCUCGUCUCCAACCAUCCCUCAAACUCCAACCCUCUCUCUGCCUCCAAACCUCUCUCAGCCUAAAAACUUAUCUCAGCCUCCAACCCUCCCUCAGUAUCCAACCCUCUCUCACACUCCUGCCCUCUCUCAGCCUUCAUUAGUCUCUCCGACUCUCAGCUUCCAACCCUCUCUCAGCCUCCAGCCCUGUCUUAGCCUCCAGCACCCUCGCAGGCUCCAACACUCUCCCAGCUUUCAGAUCUCUCUCGGCCUCUAACACUCACUCAGCCUCCAACCGUCUCUCAGCCUCCAACCCUCUUUCAGGCUACAGCACUUUAUCAGCAUCCAACCCUCUCUCAGCCUCCAACCCUAUCUCAGCCUCCUUCCCUUUCUCAGUCUCCAGCAGGCUCUCAGCCUCCAGCCCUCUCUCAGUCUCCAGCCACCUCUCAGCUUCCAACCUUCUCUCAUCCUCCAACCCUCCCUCAGCCUCCAACCCUCUCUCACCCUCCUUCACUCUCUCAGCCUCCAUUAGUAUCUCAGCCUCCAGCCCUCUCCUAGUCUCCAGCCAUAUCUCAGCUUCCAACUCUCUCUCAGCCUCCAGCCCUCUCUUAGCCUCCAGCACUCUCUCAGCCUCCAACCCUUCUCAGCCUCCAUUCUUCAAUCAGACUCCAGCCCUCUCUCAGCCUCCAGCCCUCUCUCAGCCUCCAACCCUCUCUCAGCCUCCAGCCCUUUCUCAGCCUCCAACCCCCUCUCAGCCUCAUCCCACUCUCAGCCUCCAUCCCUCUCUCUUAGCAUCCAGCUUUUCUCAGCCUCCAGCACUUUCUCAGCCUCCAGCACUCUCUCAGCCUCCAACCCUCUCUCAGCCUCCAACCCUCUCUCAGCCUCCAACCCUCUCUCAGCCUCCAGCUCUCUCUCAGCCUCCAACCCUCUCUCAGCCUGCAGCCCUCUCUCAGCCUCCAGCUCUCUCUCAGCCUCCAACCCUCUCUCAGCCUCCAAUCCUCUCUCAGCCUCCAGCCCUCUCUCAGCCUCCAGCUCUCUCUCAGCCUCCAACCCUCUCUCAGCCUCCAACUCUCUCUCAGCCUCCAGCCCUCUCUCAGCCUCCAGCUCUCUCUCAGCCGCCAACCCCUCUGUCUCCAGCCCUCUCUCAGCCUCCAACCCCUCUCAGCCUCCAGCCCUCUCUCAGCCUCCAGCACUCUCUCAGCCUCCAGCACUCUCUCAUAAUCCAACCCUCUCUCAGCCUCCAGCCCUCUCUCAGCCUCCAAUCCUCUCUCACCCUCCAACCCCUCUCAGUCUCCAGCCCUCGCUCAGCCUCCAACCCUAUCUCAGCCUCCAUCCCCUCUCAGUCUCCAGCCCCCUCUCAGUCUCCAGCCAUCUCUCAUCCUCCAGCCCUCUCUCAGACUCCAGCCCUCUCUCAGACUCCAGCCCUCGCUCAACCUAAGCCCCCUCUCAGCCUCCAAUGCUCUCUCAGCCGCCAACUCUCUCUCAGCAUCCAGCCCCCUCUCAGCCUCCAGCGCUCUCUCAGCCGCCAACCCUCUCUCAGCAUCCAGCCCUGUCUCAGCCUCCAGCGCUCAAUCAGCCUCCAACUUGUCUCAGCCUCCAGCCCUCCCUCAGCCUCCAACCCUCUCUCAGGCUCCAACUGUCUCUCAGCCUCCAGCCCUAUCUCAGACUCCAGCCCUCUCGAAUCUCCAACCAUCCCUCAACCUCCAACCCUCUCUCAGUCUCCAACGCUCUCUUAGCUUCCAACCCACGCCCAGCCUCCAACCCACUCUCAGCCUCCAUUCCUCGCUCAGCCUCCAAACCUCUCUCGGCCUCCAACCCUCUCUCAGCCUCCAGCCCUCUCUCAGACUUCAGCCCUCUCUCAACCUCCAGCCAACUCUCAGCCUCCAGCGCUCUCUCAGCCUCCAACUUUGUCCUAGCCUCCAGCCCUAUCUCAGCCUCCAGCCCUCUCUCAGCAUCCAACCUUCUCUCAGCCUCCAGUCCUCUCUCAGCCUCCAGUGCUCUCUCAGCCUCCAACCCACUCUCACCCUCCAACCUUCUCUCAGCCUCCAACUUUGACCUAGCCUCCAGCUCUCUCUCAACCUCCAGCCCCCUCUCAGCCUCCAGCGCUCUCUCAGCCUCCAACUUUGUCUUAGCCUCCAGCCCUAUCUCAGCCUCCAGCCAUCUCUCAGACUCCAGCCCUCUCUCAGCCUCCAACCUUCUCUCAGCCUCCAGCCCUCUCUCAGCCUCCAACCCUAUCUCAGCCUCCAACCUUCUCUCAGCCUCCAGCCCUCUCUCAGCCUCCAGAACUCUCUCACCCUCCAACCUUCUCUCAGCCUCCAGCCCUCUCUCAGUCUCCAACCCUAACAUAGUCUCCAACCCUCUCUCAGCCGCCAACCUUUUCUCAGCCUCCAACCCUCUAUCAGCCUCCAGCCCUCUCUUAGCCUCCAGCACUCCCUCAGCCUCCAACCUUCUCUCUGCCUCAAGCCCUCUCUCAGCCUCGAGAACUCUCUCAUCCUCCAACCUUCUCCCAGCCUCCAGCCCUCUCUCAGACUCCAUCCCUCUUAAAGCCUCCAGCCCUCUCUCAGCCUCCAACCCUAUCUCAGCCUCCAACCCCUCUCAGCCUCCAACCCUCUCAGCCUCCAGCCCUCUCAGCCUCCAGCUCUCUCUCAGCUGCCAACCCCUCUCUCAGCCUCCAGCUCCCUCUCAGCCUCCAAUACUCUCUCAGUCUCCAACCAAUCUCAGUCUCCAGCCCUCUCUCAGCCUCCAACCCUGUCUCAGCCUCCAACCCCUCUCAGCCUCCAACCCUCUCAGCCUCCAGCCCUCUCUCAGCCUCCAGCCCUCCCUCAGCCUCCAACCCUCUCUCAGGCUCCAACUGUCUCUCAGCCUCCAGCCCUAUCUCAGACUCCAGCCCUCUCGAAUCUCCAACCAUCCCUCAACCUCCAACCCUCUCUCAGUCUCCAACGCUCUCUUAGCUUCCAACCCACGCCCAGCCUCCAACCCACUCUCAGCCUCCAUUCCUCGCUCAGCCUCCAAACCUCUCUCGGCCUCCAACCCUCUCUCAGCCUCCAGCCCUCUCUCAGACUUCAGCCCUCUCUCAACCUCCAGCCAACUCUCAGCCUCCAGCGCUCUCUCAGCCUCCAACUUUGUCCUAGCCUCCAGCCCUAUCUCAGCCUCCAGCCCUCUCUCAGCAUCCAACCUUCUCUCAGCCUCCAGUCCUCUCUCAGCCUCCAGUGCUCUCUCAGCCUCCAACCCACUCUCACCCUCCAACCUUCUCUCAGCCUCCAACUUUGACCUAGCCUCCAGCUCUCUCUCAACCUCCAGCCCCCUCUCAGCCUCCAGCGCUCUCUCAGCCUCCAACUUUGUCUUAGCCUCCAGCCCUAUCUCAGCCUCCAGCCAUCUCUCAGACUCCAGCCCUCUCUCAGCCUCCAACCUUCUCUCAGCCUCCAGCCCUCUCUCAGCCUCCAACCCUAUCUCAGCCUCCAACCUUCUCUCAGCCUCCAGCCCUCUCUCAGCCUCCAGAACUCUCUCACCCUCCAACCUUCUCUCAGCCUCCAGCCCUCUCUCAGUCUCCAACCCUAACAUAGUCUCCAACCCUCUCUCAGCCGCCAACCUUUUCUCAGCCUCCAACCCUCUAUCAGCCUCCAGCCCUCUCUUAGCCUCCAGCACUCCCUCAGCCUCCAACCUUCUCUCUGCCUCAAGCCCUCUCUCAGCCUCGAGAACUCUCUCAUCCUCCAACCUUCUCCCAGCCUCCAGCCCUCUCUCAGACUCCAUCCCUCUUAAAGCCUCCAGCCCUCUCUCAGCCUCCAACCCUAUCUCAGCCUCCAACCCCUCUCAGCCUCCAACCCUCUCAGCCUCCAGCCCUCUCAGCCUCCAGCUCUCUCUCAGCUGCCAACCCCUCUCUCAGCCUCCAGCUCCCUCUCAGCCUCCAAUACUCUCUCAGUCUCCAACCAAUCUCAGUCUCCAGCCCUCUCUCAGCCUCCAACCCUGUCUCAGCCUCCAACCCCUCUCAGCCUCCAACCCUCUCAGCCUCCAGCCCUCUCUCAGCCUCCAGCUCUCUCUCAGCCGCCAACCCCUCUGUCUCCAGCCCUCUCUCAGCCUCCAACCCCUCUCAGCCUCCAGCCCUCUCUCAGCCUCCAGCACUCUCUCAGCCUCCAGCACUCUCUCAGCCUCCAACCCUCUCUCAGCCUCCAGCCCUCUCUCAGCCUCCAGCUCUCUCUCAGCCUCCAACCCUCUCUCAGCCUCCAACCCUCUCUCAGCCUCCAACCCUCUCUCUGCCUCCAGCUCUCUCUCAGCCUCCAACCCUCUCUCAGCCUCCAACCCCUCUCAGGCUCCAGCGCACUUUCAGCCUCCAACCCUAUCUCAGCCUCCAACCCCUCUCAGCCUCCAACCCUCUCUCAGCCUCCAACCUGCUCCUAGCCUC